ACAAUCAAGGCAGCCAUCUUCAACAUUCUGUCUCAGUUGGGAAAACAUUCGUGCACUAGAUUCUCAAACACACAAACACACACACCACUGUUGCAGGAAGUCAGAUCCAAUCAUGAUUAUACAAGAUUUUUUUUCUGACCAUGUUUCUUUUUUGAAGAUGGUGAUUCAUCACUAUCCUAACAAGUUUUAACAAUGCAUUUUUUUGCUUGAUGCAGGACAAUACAUUGGUCCUUCUGAUACAGAAUACCGUCUUUUCCAUGACCAUUUGACAUGGUGUAUAUACACGAUGCAUCAAAGAACUCUGUUCACUUCAUAAUGGCCUUCUCUUGGCUCACAAUAAAGAUCAACUGAAAUUACUGAGGAAUUUUGAAGUAAUUGCUCUCUGUGGUAGAGCGGCCUUACGGGUUCGCCUUCUGCCCAAAUGAUGGCAAUACUCGCUGAGAUUUAUUUGUGAUUUAUUUUAUUUACAGGGUGCUCAAGUGCAAAGUCCAAAAUAUUUACAACUCCCAGAAAAGAUACGUGGAAAAAUAAAGAAAAUCUGAGGGAAAUAAAGGAAACACACACAAAAAAAGUCCCCUCAACAUAAAUUCGCUGACUUCCGGGUUUACUGCACAUGUGCGGCGCAGCGCUGGCACUUUAAAAACAGCCGCUAUUCAGCGCUUCGUUUGGCUGCUGCCCAAACCCACCCGGAAGACUGACGCAACAAACAGGAGCAUCAUUUGCAGCGGGCAAUCUCCGCUCAUCAGGUGUAUGGAGAGAAGAAGGACAGCAUGGUAAUUCCUGUUCCUGCUGCUGAGAGCAACAUCACUUACUAUGAGAGACUCUAUCCAGCCUUUAGCUUGGACACAGAGCAACCCGAUUAUGACCUGGAUUCAGAAGAUUCAUUACCAGCCUAAGAAAGAAAAUGCAGGUUGGGGGCUCUACAGUUUGAGGAGAUGCUCAAUCGGCUGGAGAAAGGCAGUGGGCAGCAGUUGGUGACUUUGCAAGGGGCAAAACUCCUUCUCAAGCAGGAAGAUGAGUUAAUCAUGGAGGUGUUUGAGUAUUGGAGCAAGAAAAGAAAAUCAUGUCAAAGUGGCUCUCUAAUUCCAUCUGUAAAACAGGAGAAGCGAGAUGGUUCAAGCACCAAUGACCCCUAUGUUGCUUUCAGGCGUAGGACUGAAAAAAUGCAGACCAGGAAGAAUCCAAAAAAUGAUGAGGUUUCAUAUGGGAAGAUGUUAAAGUUGAGAAGAGAUCUAAGUAGAGCCGUUACCAUACUGGAAAUGAUAAAGAGACGAGAGAAGAGCAAGAGAGAAUUGUUGCACCUCACACUGGAGAUCGUGGAGAAGAGGAAUUGUAUAGCUGAUUUUGGGGGUGAGGUUUUGGCAGAGGUUCUGGCACAGCAGGCAUUAGGGAAGACCAUUAUUCCCCUAAUCCCCAUCACCACCAGCAGCCAGUACAGACAUACAGAACAUGACAGUGACUACAAGAACAAGUCACUGUGGAGAGAUCCACCUAUGGAAAGGGCAUCCGUUCCUGACCUCUACAGAAGCAUCCAAUUGCACCAAUCUGGCUUGACAGACAGGAGCGCGUGCCAAAGGCAGGUGGACAAGAAAGAAGUGGUACGUCAGAAGAAGUAUGAGAAAAAGCCGAAAACUAUGCUGCUAUCUGGUCACCCUAUCCCUCCUACAGUCAGCAAUAAAGCCCUUAACCAGUAUGAUUUCCCUAGCUCGGAGGAAGAGCAAUGCUCACAGCUAUUUUCUGGCUCGUCAGAAGUAAGCAUUGAACCUGAUGGUGUGUUUGCAUUUAGACGCAGGUCUGGCUGCCACUAUCAAUCCGUGUGUGGAGAGCAGGAUUCAUGGCCAUGGUCGGAUCCUGUUGAGGCUGGUUUGGGAGAUGCUCGCUACCAUUACUCUCUCACCACACUCACCUUACCUCAUCGAUGUGUGGGUUUAGCACGACGAAGAGUUGGAAGAGGGGGCAGGAUUCUCUUGUACCGGGCUUAUUGUGACAGGAACGCUGUGUAUCAUGAGUUGGGCUUAGGUUGUCCCAUCCCCUCAUUUAUCCACCAGUCUGUUAGUACCAGUUGUCAUACCAUUAUCCGGACCUCUGCCUCGGUUCCUUCCUUCUCCUACUCUUCUACAUACUCAUCAGACCUCUCACAAGUCCUCCAUAAUAUUAAGACCUGUCGCUGGAGGCGUUUCAAAGCUUGGACAGCCCUGACCCAUGACCUCAAUAACCUCCGACCCUGCUCAGCACAGAAGCGGAGCUGUGGCCCCAAUGGUCCAGCCAGAAAUCAAGCCAACAUCAGACCAGCUGUUCCUCCAGCCACACCUGUGUUUACAGCUGAGCAGUAUCAUGACCAUCAGGAGCAACUAGCCUUGAUGAAAAGAGAGCAGCUGGAGCAGGUACAUCAACAGUACCGAGUCAAUGCCAGGACACCGGCGAGUACCUUAGACUCUUUAAGUGCACAGUUUGCUGCCUCUGCACUGGUGACUUCGGAACAGCUGAUGGCAAUGAAGUGUAAAGAGGAAGGUAUUCUGGGUGUUGGAAUCAAAGGAGUUAUAUCAGCUUCAGACGAUUUAGAAAUCUUUUGUACUACAACUUCCUCAUCUAAUCACCAUGUUGGCACAGUCAGCCCUGCCCCUGCACAGAUGCUGUUAGCUGGGGCAAUAAAAGUGGGUGUGCCAUCACCAGGUGCAGCAUUAAGUGUACGGCAUCUUCAGCGUAAGCUCACAGUUCCAUCUUCUGACCUAAAAUUGGCUGCGAAUGUCAGCAGGCAGCUCCCUAAAGUCACGACAGGCUCCACUUCACUUGAAAUGGGCACUAGGGAAAAUCACAAUCAAGUGAAGCCAACAUUGAACAGUAUAACAGAAAACACUGUAGCAAUGGAGGUUACGUAGCCCUACCCCUCUUUUUUCAUCUCCCCAAGAUUUGGGUAUCCAAGCUACAGUAGUUGCUGUGCAUCAGUGAGAGUGUGUCUACAGCAGCUGUUGGGACUAUACUGCAGUGGUUGCCACUUACUGUACUGUUUUGUUAGUCAUCUGUAAAUUCUGAAAUAAGAAUUUAUUCUAUGUACACAUUUGUUAUAUGGCCCUUUGUACAUAACGUUUACUUGAAUACAAAAAUUGUUCAGUUAUGUUUUGCACUUUUGGGUGAGGUGGGGGGUGGGGCGACCUCUCGGAGUGAAUGGUGGUGUCUAUGUUCAUGUGGUGAUGUGAGAUCAGAUGUAAACCUGGUGUUGUACAGUCUCUAUUUAUUGUGAGGUGUUUACAGGACUGUCUGUGUGUCUAACCAUAUUAUGUGGUAGUUUUCUUUUCUGUUUGUUCUGUUCCCUUCUUCUACCAUCCACCCAUUUCAUGGUCAUUUUUGUGAAAGAUUGAUUGCUUGCAUGUAGACAAACACAUACAUAGAUUCAUUGUCUGCUUUAAUAAGAAUACCUGUACACAUGCUCAUUUAUAUAUCUAAUCAGCCAAGCUUGUGAGGGCAAGAGCUUCAGUCCAGGUUACUGUAACUAUGUGAAUAGGGAAAAGGAGGAUCUUUGUGACUAUAACCAUGGCAUGAUUCUAAAUUUGCUGGAGUAUUUCUGAAAAAAAUAUGUCCUAGUUUUACACACAGCAGCUGCUAGUGUCAAGUCAAGAAGCAUUUAUUGUCAUUUGAAAUAAGACAACGUUUCUCCAGGACCAUGGUGCUACAUAAAACAAAGUCAGAACUAAGGACUUAGUAAGUGGUCCUAGCCACAUAAAGUGCAUCUGUGCAAGUGUUUACACAGAAAGGUACGAAAAAUAAAAAACAUUUAGAGAGUGUCAGUUCUGUGGGUGAAAAAAGUCUUGUUCUUCAGAUGAGAGAUAAAAGAAAAUGUCUGAUCUAAGCUCAAAGGAAGCUGCUAGUAAUAUUGUGGAUUCAAAAAGCAUUUUAGCCUGUACAAAACCAUGAGGUAGAUAAACAGCCAAAGAUAACAUUGGGUUCCAUUCCUAUCAACCAAGAACAACGAUUUGUCAUUUUCAAGGGCACAGACUCACCCAAACUGUACAGUUCAAGAUUAAGGUGAAUGAAAUAAGUGAGCCUAUUCAAAUAAUAGCCUCAGAUUCUUGUUAUAAUAUUAAUUAUUAUGAUUAUUAUGAUGAUUAUUAUUAGUUUGUUUGUUUUUUUGUUCAUCAUAAUGAUGGCUGAAACUGGCACUGCUUGCCUCACUGUCACUGGCAGUUACAGCUCUUAAGCUUUUUUAUUUUGAGAGUUAACACAAUAACAAAUUACAAAUGCAUCAACUCUAGUCCAAUCUUUAGUUCUGUCUGCUUACUUGUAAGUAAAAUAAUGAAGGAAUCGAUAACACCUAGCCAGGGAACAGCUGAGCAGCUUGUCAGACAGACUUUGGACCCUUAAAAAGAUAGGAUCAUAUAUAAAGUGUUGUAAUUCCUAUAUUGUUCUGAAAGUCUGCAUUUUCAUUAUUUAAUUAAUCUUUAAUAUCUGUGGUAAAUAGCAAAAAAUAAAUAACUAUGAGCCUGUUUGUAUAUGUAUAUCGCAAUGAUGUUUUACCCUCCUUAUUAUUUUUUAACGGGAAAAGGGGGGAGACAGUCAACAGUAGGAUCUCUGUAUGCAUCUUCAUUCCACUCUGUAUAAGAAAGCAAAUAAGAGAAAUGAGCAAAAGUUUGAAUGAAAAAUAAUUUUCUUUUUUAACUCUAAAAAUUAUUCCUUUGGAAAAUGCGUAAGCUCUCUUCAGUGAAGAGGACAAUAAUUCACAAGACUAUUUGUAAUUAUGUAUGUAUUGUACAUCAAUCUGAAUGCCUAUUGCAAAGGAGUAAUCAGUCCAAAAGUAUAUAAAGUAUGCAUGUAUUUAAAAUUGUCUUGGUCAUUUGUCACAUGUACCACAUAGAUUAUUUAAUAACUUAAUGCCUUGGCUUUAUUGAACAUUUUUUCUCAAUAUUAAGUGUUUGACCAGCACAGAGAGUCUCUCAGUCAUUUGUGUGCACAUAGCUUAAUUGCUCUAAGGUGUGUUUUCCAUUUUAUUACACAAUAAAAAGAGUUGUAAAAGUGGCUAUAUAACUGGGUUACUUGG
Tachysurus fulvidraco (yellow catfish) is the source of this 5032-nucleotide messenger RNA. RefSeq names its product enhancer of polycomb homolog 1-like. Gene Ontology annotation, cellular component: piccolo histone acetyltransferase complex. The record is from RefSeq and is a predicted model, not a curated record. Gene Ontology annotation, biological process: regulation of transcription by RNA polymerase II. Lineage: Eukaryota; Metazoa; Chordata; Actinopteri; Siluriformes; Bagridae. Bases 936 to 2879 code for a protein of 647 amino acids. The transcript has 15 exons.